AUGAUAUUCCAGGCUCUGUGUGGCUUCCUGCCAUUUCUGGAUGCCAUCAGUGAUUCGGUGACCAAUCUUCACAGCUCCAUUGCCUUUGAGGACCCAAGUUACAGUGGGCAGUACAUCAGUGGCCUCAACAACGACACCGAUGAAGAAGCUAAAUCCAUCCGCGUCAUCGAGGACGACAGCGACGACGCUCUCGGCUGGCAGCUCUGGACGCUAGAUUUGCUCGACACGAGCCACGUCCACGUCGACCUGGUGUUCCCGUGCGCGUGCCAUACACACACUGCAAGUGUUGGCAGCAGACCCAGCUCUCGACGACCGUCGCAUACGAAAGCCAUCUUCAGGAGCAGGAGCAGCCGUGGGCGUGGCAGCUCGCUGCGGAGGCUGGUGGCGACGCACGAGGAGUACCUGACGUACGCCGUGGUGGUGGCCACGCUGCAGGUGUUCCUGCGCCUGACCCACGCCACCGUCACCACGCUGUUCCUGCCGAUGCUGGCGCAGGCCACGGGGUGCGGGCGCAGCAGCUGGGCCGCGCAGAUGGGCGACGCCGUGGUGGUGGUGGUGACCACCUGCGGCGUCCUCGGCUCCGCCCUCGCGGCCAGGCAGCUCGGGCGGGAGGCCAUGUGCGCCAUCAGCGGCGUCCUCAUCGUCUUCUGCCAGUCGAUCAUGGCGGCGCACGCGGGGCUGAGCCUGAGCGGCGGCGCGCGGAUGACGGGCGGGCACGCGGCGGAGAUGUUCGCGCUGGCGUGCGCCGUGUCGGGCGGGUUCGGCUGGGCGUGGGGCGCGCUGUUCUGGGCGGUGCCGGGCGGGGGCAUCCGGUCCGUGGGGCAGGCGGCCGGCGCGGCGCUGGGAUUCGGGCUCGGCUUUGCGCAGAUGCAGUGCUUCCUGCUCACGCUGCGCCAGCUCAAGCACGCCGCCUUCGCGUACUACGCCGUCUGGAUCUGGUCCUGA
Messenger RNA from Miscanthus lutarioriparius, 945 nucleotides. The record is from the annotation of a GenBank genome assembly. Lineage: Eukaryota; Viridiplantae; Streptophyta; Magnoliopsida; Poales; Poaceae.